Xylona heveae TC161 is the source of this 1650-nucleotide messenger RNA. RefSeq names its product MFS general substrate transporter. Bases 1 to 1650 code for a protein of 549 amino acids. The transcript has 8 exons. Lineage: Eukaryota; Fungi; Ascomycota; Xylonomycetes; Xylonales; Xylonaceae. Gene Ontology annotation, biological process: transmembrane transport. Gene Ontology annotation, molecular function: transmembrane transporter activity. Gene Ontology annotation, cellular component: membrane. The record is from RefSeq and is a predicted model, not a curated record.
AUGUCUGCGGACUGGUCCGAGAGGUCUCGAGCAUCGAGUGAUCAUGCAGAAAAGGCGGACGACGUCCAUGAACCGGUUGGAGAAGAUGGUGGCUCAGAGCUAGGUCCACGACGGAGUCGGCAAUCCCUUACGCACGCCAGAUCGUACGGGAGUGAUUACUAUGGCUGCAGUACGCCAGCAGAUGUUGAGGAUCCAAAUGCAGAACCAGAAUCUCCGGAAGCUGCAGAAAAAGAAUUCGAAGUCCAGUGGGACGGCGAUCAGGAUCCUUUGAACCCGCGAUCCUUCCAAACCGGCCGAAAAUGGAUCAUCACGAUAAUCUGCUCUCUUGCUUCUUUCUGCGUGACAUGCGUCUCUUCCAUUUAUAGCACCACAUAUGACCAAAUAACCAAGGAGUUCCACGUUUCUCGCGAAGUCGCCACGCUGGGUCUCUCAAUGUUUGUUGUCGGCCUCGGCUUAGGCCCAAUGUGGCUUGGCCCCCUGUCAGAAUUUUAUGGCCGACGACCAAUCUAUUGGGUGUCUUUUACAUUGUUUUUCAUUUGGUUGAUUCCCUGUGCGGUAGCCAAAAACAUCCAAACGAUGAUUAUUGCGAGAUUCUUCAAUGGAUUCGCCGGCAGUGCAUUCCUCUCUGUGGUGGGAGGUACAGUAGGAGACAUGUUCACCAGGGACAAACUGGGUGCGCCUAUGAUGAUUUUCACUGCGAGUCCAUUCUUAGGUCCCGUAGGUGGCCCGCUAAUUGGCGGCUUCAUAAACCAGUUCACUACAUGGCGUUGGUCAUUCUGGGUCACGCUCAUCUGGUCUGGUGUCAUGCUCGGCCUCAUCAUCUUGAUGGUGCCGGAGACAUACCAUCCGGUACUGCUACGAGAGAAGGCUCGUCGAUUGCGAAAAGAGACGGGCAAUGAGCAAUGGAUCGCCCCAAUGGAGCGGACCAAGAAGUCAAUCACAAGGACGCUUACGUGGUCUGUCCUGAGACCAUUUGAACUUCUUUUUUUUGAACCCAUGUGUCUCAAUCUCUGUCUCCUCUCUGCCAUUUUGUUAGGAAUCUUGUACCUCUUCUUUGGAGCAUUCCCACUAGUCUUUGUCAAUAACCACGGCUUUAAGCUGUGGCAGGUUGGACUCACGUUCUUGGGCCUCUUUGUGGGCAUGGUCGCGGGAAUCUCGUGUGAUCCUCUCUUCCGUCGAAACUACCAGCGUCUUGUCCGCGAGCGUGAAGAACAAGGUGGGGAGCCCGGGGGCUCCGAGCCAGAGUUUCGCCUUCCUCCUGCUAUAGUCGGCGCCAUAUUGGUGCCUAUCGGACUCUUUUGGUUUGGAUGGACAUCGUUCUCACACGUUCAUUGGAUCUUGCCAAUCAUCGGCUCUGGCAUCUUUGGAAUGGGGAUGGUCUUAUGCUUUUCAGGGGUGUUUACAUUUCUAGUAGAUGCUUAUCCGCUGUACGCCGCCAGUGCCUUGGCAGCCAAUAGCUUUGCGCGAAGCAGCUUUGCGGCCGCCUUCCCGCUGUUUGGCGUGCAAAUGUACGAACGACUUGGCUAUCAGUGGGCGACCUCUCUACUUGCUUUCCUCUCCGUGGCCAUGGCGCCAUUCCCGUAUCUCUUCUUUCGAUAUGGUAAGCGCAUUCGAGGCAAGAGUCGAUUUGCUGCGGGCCGCAACGCAUAG